AUGGCAAUGGACAAUAAUUACACCCGAAACAGUCGCACCAAGCUCGAAUCAGAAGACCUGACCUUCAAGUAUAUGCGCGAACUGAGCGAGGAUUGUCUCACCAAGAACGACAAUCUGAGAAAAGAGCUUACCACCGCUUGGGACAUGGUAGACGAAUGGGCGGCCAAGGCCAAAGCGCUCACAGAAGAGAGGAAUCGAUGGAUGGCAAACGUUCCGCAACCCACAAAGUCAGGUGGAGACGAAGAGGUGGCACUGACGUCUAGGACAAGUUUUCAUUCUGAUCCCAUGAGGUCCUACAAUAAAAAGAACACCAAAAGCGAUGCGGCGGUCAGCAUGGUCUCUAGUACACAGGCGGAAGCUGACUCGGUCGGCACGAAAUCACUAGGGUCCGCGGAGCCCUCCGAGCAAGCUGACACCCUAGUCACAAACACCGAUGAGCAUGCAAAGUCAAGCAUGGAUGAAGCAGACAUGUUUGCUGCUCUCCGCUCUAUCCGAGCAAAUGUUUUGCGUGCUCCAUUUGCUUGCCGUCAUCAAAACCGAUUGGGGAUCGAAUAA
This is a messenger RNA of Plenodomus lingam JN3, 555 nucleotides long. The record is from RefSeq and is a predicted model, not a curated record. NCBI's taxonomy places the organism in Eukaryota, Fungi, Ascomycota, Dothideomycetes, Pleosporales, Leptosphaeriaceae.